This is a messenger RNA of Dalotia coriaria, 8834 nucleotides long. RefSeq names its product papilin-like. Gene Ontology annotation, molecular function: serine-type endopeptidase inhibitor activity; metalloendopeptidase activity. The transcript is spliced from 13 exons. The record is from RefSeq and is a predicted model, not a curated record. Gene Ontology annotation, cellular component: extracellular matrix; extracellular region. NCBI's taxonomy places the organism in Eukaryota, Metazoa, Arthropoda, Insecta, Coleoptera, Staphylinidae. Bases 256 to 8415 code for a protein of 2719 amino acids. Gene Ontology annotation, biological process: extracellular matrix organization; proteolysis.
CGUAGUGGUUGGCAGCGCGCGCAUACUUAGCAUACUUCAGCGGUUCAGCCCAGCAGCUUCAGCGCUUGCGAGCUUGUGAGCGGGCGGCGCGGACUCGUCUCAGUCAAUCGCGGCCGGGGCGGGCGACGCGCCUGAUGCGCAAGUGACUUACUCCGACCUAUCGGUUUAAAUUCGUUCGCGCUUUCGUUUGAAUUACGCGCAUAACGCGCCUGAUUUCGCCGGGGGUGCGCGAUAACAACACAUUUAUCUGGGAGAAUGGAAACUCUACGGCGACUUGGGUCGCCGCUUCUCAUAUUCGUGGUACUCGUAGCACAAUUUACAAUAAUCGACUCGUUUAGCCACCAUGUACGACAUAGAAGAGACAGAUUUAAGCGUCAACAAGGCGAGAAUCUCUAUUUGCCUGCUAGUUACGUGACAAAUGAUGCGGAGGGUUAUGGUGACAGUGGUCCCUGGCAGGACUGGUCCUCUCCAAGCGCUUGUACCCGCAGCUGCGGUGGUGGUGUUGCUACUCAAUACCGUGUCUGUCAACCGGGAUACGAAUGUCGUGGACCAUCGAAGCGUUUCUUCUCUUGCAGUACACAGGAUUGUCCCGACAAUGGCGACUACCGAGAACAGCAAUGUUCAGAGUACGAUAGUAUCCCUUUCGAGGGCAUCACAUACCAGUGGGUUCCAUACCUAAAAGCACCGAACCCCUGUGAGCUCAACUGCAUGCCACGUGGUGAACGUUUCUAUUAUCGUCACAAACUGCAUGUCGUCGACGGUACUCCCUGCAAUAAUGAGAAACUCGACGUGUGCGUUGAGGGUAAAUGUCAACCUGUAGGCUGCGAUCACAUGUUAGGGUCUAACGCACGAGAAGACAAAUGCCGGGUAUGUGAUGGAGAUGGAUCAUCAUGUAAUACGGUUUCCAACACAAUUGACUUACAAGAUCUACAAGUUGGGUACAAUGAUAUUAUUUUGAUACCGGCUGGUGCAACCAAUAUUGAUAUCAGAGAACGGGCUCCAUCUAAUAAUUACCUUGCUGUUCGUAACCAGACAGGGCAUUAUUAUCUUAAUGGAAACUGGAGAAUUGAUUUCCCUAAAACCUUGGAGUUUGGUGGAUGUAAAUUCCAUUAUACCAGAACACCGCAAACAUUUUCCGCUCCUGAUAUGUUAACUUGCGUAGGACCCACGAAUGAACCUUUGAUUAUUUCACUAUUGAUGCAGGAUGUCAACGUUGGUGUAGAGUUUGAAUACAGUGUGCCCAGUAAUAUUGUCCCUAGUGGUCAGAAUGAAACCUACGUCUGGACAUAUGACCAAUUUACUCCUUGUACUUCGAGUUGUGGUGGAGGAGUGCAAUAUCGUAAUGUUUCCUGUGCUGGGCGUGUUACCUUAGAACCAGCUGAUCCUAGUCUGUGUGACCCUAGCAAUCGUCCCUCUGAUAGUCAACGUUGUGGUGAUCAGCCUUGUGAUGCCAACUGGAUUGCAAAACCAUGGGGUAAAUGCUCAGCACCUUGUGGUGUUGGUGGAAAUCAAACUAGACAAGUUGUUUGUGAGCGUGUAAUUGCCAGUGGAGUAGCUAGUAUAGUCGAUGAUGAACAGUGCGACAAUAUUCAGAAACCACCUACUGAACAACCUUGCAAUCAAGGACAAGUGUGUGCUGAAUGGCAUACUGGUGCAUGGAAACCUUGUGAUCAUCUUUGCGGAGGCGGAAAGGAAACGCGCGUUGUGACUUGUUUCAGAAAAGUAAAAGGCAAGAAAGAAAAACUUGAUGAUUCGGAGUGUGCUGAAGGAAAACCGGAAAACGAACGUAUUUGUAAUCAACGUCCAUGCGAAGGUGUUGACUGGGUGACUUCAGAUUGGUCUGGUUGUGACAAGUGCGGUCUGACUUCAGAGUCUCGUCGUGUGCAGUGCGCAACUGCAAAGGGUGAAGUGUAUCCAGAGGAGUUGUGCAAAGCUGACGAAAAACCAGAAGCAGAGAAAGAAUGUACCACGGAAGUUAAAGAUUGCGAGUAUGAAUGGUACGCGUCGCAAUGGAGUGAAUGUUCAGCAAAAUGUGGCAAAGGUGUCAUGACUAGAAAGGUCUUUUGUGCUUCCAUUGAAGAUCUCACUAAGGCCGGUGAUGAAAAAUGUAAUCCUGAUAUUAAAUAUAAUAACAGCAUGGAGUGCGAAGGCGAACAGGAAACUUGCACAGGUGAAUGGUUCAGUGGUCCAUGGAGUAAAUGUUCAAAGAAAUGCGGAGGUGGUGAAAAGACAAGGAAAGUAAUCUGUAUGCGCGAGGAGGAGACUGUCGCGGCAACUGAAUGUGGACCAGAUCAAAUUCCAUCAAGCUCUGAGCAAUGCAACACCGAGGCAUGCGAUAAGGAUGAAAUUCUGCCGGUUGACGUGACUAAACCAGUUGAUGUAAGUGAAAGUACUAAGGAGAGUGCUGCUACUGAUGAAGGAACUGGUAUGACUGAAGGUGGCAGUAAGGAAACACCCGAAGGAUCAGAAGGAACAACCGAGCCCGGAAUAUCAGUAACAACAGAAGAUGACUUUGAAAUUGUGGAGACAGAUGAUUGUGACGAUGGCGAAUGGAUUGAUGAUGAUGAAGAUUAUGAUGAGGAUGAAGAUGAAGACAAGGAGGGUACGACUCCAAUGGGAAGUAGUGAAGCUACUGAUUCUAGCGAUGCUAGCGAUGGCACUACUGUUUCUGGUGCUACUGAUGCUUCCGAAAUGACAGAAUCUUCACUUGCUACGGAAGAUCUAAUGUUAAGCGAUUCUACAGGCUCUGAAUCCGACGCAACUGAUGGAACACAAAGUACAGUUUCCAUGGAAACAGGAUCCGGUGAUGACUCUGAUGUUACAGGUACCGGCUCUGAUUCUACAGGAUCAGACACUACUUCUUCCUUGGAAGGAUCUGGUGAUGAUGAUGUUACCAAACCAUCAGGUGCAACAGAUAGUUCUGUUCCAACAGAUUAUGAUACUGCGGAAGUUGAUUUAACUGAUUUUGAUGUAACCGGUAUCACCACUGUAUCUGGUGAAACUGAUGCAACAGAUGUCUCUAAGGAAGAUGCAUCAACAACUACUUCAGAUGAGUCGUCAGAAGGUACUUCUGAUUCUAGUGCAACAACUGUUUCAUCAGGAGAUACCGAUAAUACCGAAACAACAGAAUCCACCGAGACCACUGAAACAACUGAGAGUACCGAAACAACUGAAACUACGCCUGAUUCAUCGGAUACAACAACCGAUUCAGCGACAGAAUCUACUACACCAGAGGUAUCUGAGACCACCACGUCUGAUUCAUCGGAUGCUACAACUCUGGCGGGUACUAGCGAGGCAGCAACUGAUGAUACCUCAGAUGGUACCGAUACCGAUGUUAAUCCCGAGGCUGAACUGCCAUCCGUUACUACAAAGAAAACAGAUACAAGCGAAGGUGUCACUGAAACUACGAGUGACUUUACUGGGUCAACUGAAUCAACAACCGAAUUCACCGGAUCAACUGAGUCGACUACUGAAUUCACUGGUUCAACGGAAAGUGCUACUGAAUUUACCGGAUCAUCUGAAUCUACAACUGAAUUUACUGGCUCCACAGAAUCUACGACCGUGUUUACUGGGUCAACGGAAUCAACUACAGAAUUUACGGGAUCGACGGAGUCUACUGUCGAAUUUACUGGAUCAACUGAAACAUCUGAAUCAACUGAAAAGGAUAUCUGGUCAUCGACUACUGAAAUUGGUUCUACACUCUGGACAACCACUGAAAUCACAGAAGAGUUGUUUACGCCUAAACUUAAGAAAUGCAGGAGGAGGAAGCGUAAGGAUUGUAAAGAAACUCCGUACGGUUGUUGCCCAGAUAAAGUUACUAUCGCUGAAGGACCCUUCGAUAAGGGUUGCCCAAUGCCCGAAACCUGCAAGGAAUCUAAAUACGGAUGUUGUGAAGACGGUGUUUCUGCGGCUAUGGGUAAGAACUUUAAAGGUUGCCCACCAACGCAUUGCGAAGAAAGUCUUUUCGGUUGUUGCCCGGAUAAAAAGACCCCUGCUGAAGGCGAGAACAAGGAAGGAUGUCCACCACCACCGCCGAAGUGUCUUAAAUCCAAGUGGGGAUGUUGUAAAGAUAAUGUCACGAAAGCCAAGGGUCCCAAAUACAAGGGAUGUGGCAAGGAUAAAGAAGAUUGUAACAAGACCAAGUUUGGAUGUUGUCCAGAUGGAAAGAACGCUGCAGAGGGUGAACACUAUAAAGGAUGCGACAUUAAUUGCAAGGAGUCUCAGUUUGGUUGUUGUCCCGAUGGGGUCAGUGCUGCUGAGAACAUCAACUUCAAAGGUUGUGAAACUCCGUGUUCGAACAGCACUUUCGGUUGUUGCGAAGAUGGUAUUACGCCUGCUCAUGGCUAUUACCGUGAAGGAUGUUGUCUUAGUUCACCGCAUGGUUGUUGUCCUGAUAAUAUCAAACCCGCUGAAGGACCUAAUCUGGAAGGAUGCGGUUGCGAAUAUUCUCCAUACCGUUGUUGUCCUGAUAACACCACUCCAUCUCGUGGUCCUAAUUACGAAGGAUGCGGAUGUCAAUACACUCCAAACGGCUGUUGCCCUGAUAGUUACACCCCCGCUGCAGGUCCAGAUUACCAAGGAUGCUUAUGUCACACUCAUCAAUUUGGCUGUUGCCCAGAUGGUGUAUCAAUUGCUCAAGGACCACAUCAACAAGGUUGUGGAUGCAGAAACUCCGAAUUUGGUUGUUGCCCAGAUACUAAGACUCCAGCACAAGGACCAAACAACGAAGGAUGUGGAUGCGACGCAAGUCAAUUUGGCUGCUGCAUGGAUGGUGUCACUGAAGCCAAAGGAGAGAAAUUCGAAGGUUGUGAAGAGAAACCAGAGAACAAACAAGCCGGAUGUUGGCAGACCAAAGAACAUGGACCUUGCAGGAACUUCUCAGUUAAAUGGUACUACGAUCAGGAUUAUGGCGGUUGCGCACGGUUUUACUACGGAGGUUGUGAAGGUAAUGAAAACAGAUUUAGAACAAUGGAGGAGUGCAGCGAAACCUGCGUUGAACCCAAAGGACGUGACAGAUGUAAACUACCCAAAGUCACCGGCGGAUGUGAACGUUACAAUCCAAGUUGGUUCUAUGACCAAGAACGUAAUCACUGCGCUCAAUUCAUUUGGGGCGGUUGUUUGGGCAAUAAUAAUCGCUUUGAGACCAGCGAGGAAUGCAUCAAAGAAUGCGUGGUUGAUUCAAAUAUAGAUUCCUGUGAUCAGCCUAAAGAAGAAGGUCCUUGUAGAGGACAAUAUCUGCGAUGGUAUUAUAACAACGAGACAAGCACAUGCGAUCAGUUCUACUACGGCGGGUGUCAAGGAAAUAACAACAAUUAUCCUACCGAACAAGCGUGUCAACAACAAUGUGCUGCACCCAACAGGAAGAAGGAACACUGCGCGUUGCCGAGAGCGCAAGGCAAUUGUGAAGGGCGAGACUCUAGGUGGUACUUCGAUGCGUCGGAGAAACGCUGCAUGCCCUUCUAUUACACUGGGUGCGAGGGUAACAGAAAUAACUUUAUCUCACAAGAUCAAUGCGAAGCUGAUUGUCCGAGAGAGAUUCAAAAAGACAUGUGCCACCUCCCAGCAGAAAUCGGUGACUGCGCUGAUUACAAAGAGCGCUGGUAUUACAACACAGCAGAAAAACAAUGCCGUCAAUUCUUCUACGGUGGAUGUGCUGGCAAUGGUAACAACUUUGCCACGGAACAAGAAUGUCUUGGUAGAUGUCAACGUUCUGAACCUCCACCACCACCACCUUAUGAUCCAUACGCCCAACCUGAUCGAGAAGAAGACCGCCGCCCACCUAGUCAACAACAUCCCUUCAACACAGAUAAAUGUUUCUUGCCUUCGGAUGCUGGUCCAUGCCGAAACGACUCCGAAGCAAGAUGGUUCUACGAUCGCGACGGAGUCUGCAAACAAUUUAUGUACGGCGGGUGUGAAGGUAACGCCAACAACUUCAAAACCCAAGAGGAGUGUACUCAAAUGUGUGGAAAUGCACAAGACCUUUGCACUUUACCCAAAGUGGUUGGACCUUGUGCCGGUGAAUUUGCUCAAGUCUUCUAUGACCGUGAUACGAAUUCCUGUCAAGAGUUUACAUACAGUGGAUGUUUGGGUAACGCAAACCGCUUUGACAGCAUUGGGGAAUGCGAACAGAGUUGUAAACAAGGUGGAAGAGAACCGGCCACCCAGGCACCUGCUAGUGACACAGCUAUCUGCUAUGAACAUGUUGAUCCUGGAUACUGUAACGAGUCUAUCGCAUCGUUCUACUUUAACAUUCAAACACAACGUUGUGAAACCUUCACUUACAGCGGUUGUGGCGGUAAUGGUAAUCGUUAUGCCAGUAUUGAACAAUGCGAGAGGCAAUGUGGAGCAUUUAGAGGUCAGGACGUAUGCUCAUUCCCACCGGAUCAAGGAACAUGCAGAGGAUACUUCUCUAAGUUCUAUUAUGACGAGCGCACUGGUAGCUGUCACGAGUUUGCUUACGGAGGGUGUGAAGGCAAUGGAAACCGCUUCAGUUCUGUACAGGAGUGCCAAGAUGUCUGCAUUAAACGAGACGAGACCAAACCCAACAAGACUAGUGGAGAGGUUUGCCUGCUACCGUUGGAGGUCGGCAGCUGCAGUAACCAACUGAAUAGGUGGUACUUUGAUAAUGCUCGUGGUGAAUGCCUCGCAUUCGUUUACACCGGAUGUGCUGGGAACUUCAAUCAAUUCGAUAGUUUCCAAGAUUGUGUGCGCACGUGCAAUGCGUAUCUGCGGAAGCAAAACGAAAUACCAGUGGUCGAAGGCGAUUGCUUGGCUAAACAACAACAUUGCCAUGAAUUGCAAUGUCCGUAUGGAGUUCAAGCACGCACUGACAACAACGGUUGCACAGUCUGCUCAUGCCAUGAUCCUUGCAAGGAUGUCUAUUGUGAACCAGGAACGCGUUGCGGUAUUGAUGUAAACCACAACCGAAGAACAAACGAGGAUGAUACUUUUGUUGCUACUUGCCGUCAAGAGAAUAAACGUGGUAUCUGUCCUCAAUUGGCACCAAGGUCGAAUGAAGAUUGCGAACGGUAUGAAGAAUGCCGUUCGGACGCUGAUUGUACUUUAGAUCUUAAAUGUUGUUCAACUGGCGGAUGCGGUACUGCUUGCGUGCCUCCUCAUUCCGAUGAACCUAGUGAACACCAGGUACCCACGCAUUACCAGCCUGCAUACACCGCACCACCAAUUGAAGCAGGACAAUAUGCUCCGGUCAUCGAUGAAGACUCAUAUGAACCAGCAGUCACUGCUAGAGAGGGUGAUUUUGCGACGUUGAGUUGUUCUGUACGUGGUAAUCCACAUCCGACUAUCAGUUGGAGCAAAGACAACCUUAUUAUUGAUGGUAAACUACCUCGUUACCGUCUUCUUCUUGAUGGUAACUUGCAAAUUGUUACCUUGCAUCGCACCGACAGCGGCAUUUACUUGUGUACAGCUGAUAAUGCAGUGGGUCCAAAGAUUAAGAACCAAGUGGAACUCACCGUUUCAGAUGGUGUACCCUUCGAAGCGGGUCUAUUAGACGUCCCAGAAGAAGAGCGUGCAGUCACUGUUGGAUUGGGCUCGCCAGCCGUGCUCAACUGCUAUGCCCUCGGCUUCCCUAUUCCAACAGUCACGUGGUGGAGAAAUGAGUCGCUUAUCCCGCUCAAGACCAGUCAGUAUGAGCAACGCAAGGACUAUUCCCUACUUAUCAACAAAGUGGAAUUACAUGAUCUGGGCGUAUACACUUGUCAAACAUACAAUGGUAUUGGUAAAGCCGCCAGUUGGAGCGUUACAGUCCAGGCACAAGGUCCUGUAUACAGCACCAACCCUGAUGACUCGAUUUACAUGCAAUACGUGAUUGACCAGCCCCCAUCAAGAAUAGAACCCACGCAAUCUCCGUACUAUCCUCCAUAUGGUCAAUACGCACACGUUGCAACACAUCAACCUGCAUACGUUCCACCAGUUUAUACUGAGCCACCAAGGACCUAUCAAGUUCCUGUUGUGGUACGUGUCAACCCAACUGAAGCAUCCGCAAGCCAAGGACACGACGUGGGCAUCUCGUGUGAUGUUGACGGAUAUCCAGUACCGCGGGUGGAGUGGUUCAAGGACGAUGAGAGGCUGGAACGCUCUCCGCACUACGAAAUCACGGAAACAAAUCGAUUGCUGAUCAGGAAUAUUACCAGCGAUGAUGCGGGUACCUACAAGUGUGAAGCGACCAAUGUCUACAGCCAACAUAGUGGCUCUGCUACAGUUACCGUCAAGAGUGGUCCGUAUAUUCCUCCAUCGUGUAGGGAUAAUCCAUUCUUGGCGAAUUGCAACAUCAUUGUUCGCAACAACUUAUGUAACCACCAGUACUAUUCGCGCUUCUGUUGCCUUUCGUGCGCGAAGGCCGGCAAGCUGACACCAUUCGAGGAGUCCACGGACGUCGACUCCAAUCGGAUUUAAUUCCGGCCCUAAUUAAAUUAUCCUUUUUGUAACUAGUCCGAAUUUAUUCAUUAAUGAGAAAAAGAAACGAAAAUCGUCUCAUCAAAUCCCUUCCUUUACGUUUAUGGAAUAUGCACACUGUACGCGAGCGUUUAAUAACGAAAUUAUGUUUUGCCAUAUUAAGCGACCUGCAGGCCACUACUGCGAGUCGCGUAUUUGUACAUAGAUAUACUAUAAAGAAUACCAUUAAUUAAUUUGACGGCGGAGCAAUGCAGAAGUAUCAAAUUCAAUGUGUUCGUAAUUAAAAUUAAAACUUAACUUCAAAAAACAAACGUGCCAAUGCGUUAAUAUUAUGUGUUAAUGUUAAUUAUAGCAAUUUUUGCGAUUUUGUAUGAUUGUAUUUUUGUACUCAUAAUAAACGAUGGUAACUGCCCUUCAAA